Ceutorhynchus assimilis (cabbage seed weevil) is the source of this 3537-nucleotide messenger RNA. Lineage: Eukaryota; Metazoa; Arthropoda; Insecta; Coleoptera; Curculionidae. The record is from the annotation of a GenBank genome assembly.
GGGGAUUAUCUACAGUGGAUGAUUAAUGAAAUUGAUAUUUGAAAUCUGUCUCUGUCAUUUCCUAAGACGCCAACGUCAUUUCCGAAAACUUCAUUCACCACAAAAUGGCGCCAGUUCAAGUUCUACAGCUGCUUGCCUAAGCCUACAGCCCACCCUACAACCUACAGCCUACAGCUUUGAUUACCAACAUACAGUUGACAGAGUCCAGCCCAAAUGAUAUGUCUUUCUUUAACCUAACUUUGAUACAGAAAGGUUUUUUUUUUGUUUUAUGUUUUCAAACAAAUCAAGAUUUGAAAAAAAAAAUAAUGAUACAGAACUAUUAAUAAUUAACAAGUUGUGGGAUUUCGAGGUGGUAAUAAGAGUGUUGUUUCUAAGAUCAUCAAGUACUGAAGUACUUUAAAAGUAAACUCCAAUAGUAAUUUGAUUAAUUGAUAAUGAGUAAAACGUGUUUUGUGCCGGACUGUUCUGCCACAGCCGGAGUACUUUUCCCCAAAAAUGACGAACUCAAGCUAAAAUGGCUCAGAAUCUUAGGCCUAGAACACACGAGUCCAAAUCCCAGGAGUUUUAUCUGCUUGGACCAUUUUCAACCUAACGGUCAGCUUCAAUUGCAAGCCUUUAAAACAAGAAAGAGUUCAGACAUAGAAAAAGUUGAAGAGACAUUUGCUCCCAAAUCUAACCCAGUUCAAGCUCCAAAAUUGGUGACAACAAAAUCUGAGGGACAAGAUUUAAAAAAACCAACACAAUUACAAAAUUCCGAAGCUUUUCCCAAGUUUGAACAAAUGUGCAGAUUGUGUAUGGUAGAAUCGUCACAGGUCACAGAAAAUGUUUCAAGUAAAAUUGAUGGAACACGUACAAUAGCAGAAGUUAUAGGUAUUUGCUUAUACCCACUGAAGGUGUUGCCUAAUGACAAACACUCAAAAAAGAUUUGCACAAAUUGCCUCCAAUUCCUCAAAGAAUAUUAUGAUUUUUAUGAAAUGUGCAUAGAAAUGGAUGCUAUACAAUGUAAUCUUAUUGAAAAAUUUAGUGAUGAAGAUAGUACAAAUAGUGCCUAUUCAUCAGAGGAAGAAUAUUUACAUGAAGAAAGGUUAUCAGAUUAUGAGCAGGAUGCUAAAGAACAAAGUAAUAAUGGACAAAAAGUUGUAAAUGGUCAAUUAGAUGAAGAUAAAAGUACAGCACCCAAAGAUAAAUAUGAUAAGGAUAAAGACGAUUUACUAAAAGUUUUAGAAGGCAAGGAAGAUAAUGAACCAACAAAAAUUAAUAAAGCUAAUAAUAUUGAGCCCACACCAAGUAAAUCUCUGAAUAAGAAAAUUGACAGCAUUGAAAUGGCAGACGAAACUGAAUUUUCAAAUAAUGAUGAAGAAUUUCCAAAAACAGACUCGGAAGAAUUUGUUGAAAAUAUUAUAAUAGAAAUGGUUGCAGAAGAAGAAAUCAAUGAACCAACUACCUCAAAAUUACCCAAUUCUAAUAAUUCAAAAUCUAUUAAACGUAAAAGGAGUGAUGAUAAUAGCAUUGGUGUGAAAAAGCACACACUAAAAAAUGAAACACUUACCUUACCAAGUUGCAUUAAACUAGAAGUAAAAAAGCCUUAUAAGUCAACUUUAGGAACAUUCAAAUCAGAAAGAAUUCAAUACAUUUUCGAUUCUAAAUAUAUAUUAGCAGCUGGCUAUUUGUAUGACGUGAGAUUAAUGAAGAAUAAUAUGAGAAGACUCAAGUGUAUAGUUAACAAAUGUCCAGGAAUCGCACGUCAACGCCUAAUACAUUCUAACAAAUUUGAUCCAAACAUUGAAGUAGUAGCAGCACAUAAUCACAACAUACCCACUGGUAUGGAGAGAAAAAAGCAAAUGUUUUUCCAUAUUUUGAAUUCUAAAAUGCAGAGUGACAAAAAUUUUAAUUUCCACUUGUUUUAUGAAAGGACUUGUGAGUUGGAUAAAAAUAUUUCUCAAAUCCUGCCUUUAAGGCAAGUGGUUAAUACCAUAUGCAAACAAGCACCUACACCUCUUCCACCAUUACUAAGAUGCUUCAAUGAUUUUUAUACGUUUAUUGAAAACGAUGAAUUCUUCAGGAUUCAUUUUACUAGUAAUCAUGUACAGUUUUAUCAGACGAAAUGUGAAUCUGAAGAUGGAGGUAAAGCGGUGAUUUUUGGAAAUCUUAAUGUGAUUAAUGACUUUUCUCACAGUAAUCUUAUGUAUGUAGAUUCUUCAUUUGUGAUUGACUCACAAGAUUUUGCUUAUCAGUUGGUCACAGUGCUGCUAUGGAUAAAUGAUACUUUUUAUCCAAUUUUCUACGCCAUCAUCAACAUGAGAUCACUAGAAAUCUACAACAAAAUUUUCACUCUCCUUUACAACGAUAUGGCUCCCAAAUUGAGACCUGCAGAAAUUGUAACUGAUUAUGAAGCCAAUUUAUAUUAUGCCCUUGGGUAUACUUAUAUGGAAUCGAGCAUUGGCGGAUCAAUUUUCUACUUUACUCAAAACAUAUACAAAAGACUAUGUUCACUCAAUUUGGCCAGAGAGUUGGAAGUAAACACGAAUCUGCGUAUGAUUUACAAUAAGAUUAUAAUGUUGCCCCUUCUACCUGAGGAGGAUAUUUUGGAUGGACUUAAAAAUGUUGAAAAGCAAGCGGCACAGUUGGAUUUACAACAUUUAACUAAAGAUUUGUUUGAGCAAAUCUAUGAGGAGUGGAUUAAGAAAGUUACUCCGGCGCUAUUUUGUGUAUACAGGUUGAAUAGUCGUAUAGAUGAAAACGUUAUAGCCCCUUUCAAAAAACUGCGUGAUCUCAUCAUGCUAUCAAAACCUAAAGGUGCUAGAACACUGCCAGCGCCUUCCAUACUUACAAUAAUAGAAAAACUGUUAGAUUUGGAGAAACAUGUACGAGAAACUUUUGCCUCUUCUUCCCAAACUAAUUUGUUCAAAGAUGUGAGUAGUACCCAAAAAAAAAUGAUCCUUAAGGGCUGGAUUUAUUGGGAAAACGAUCCAAAAAGAAAUAUUGACGAUUUCUAUAUGAAAAUUUUGGGCUACAUCAAAUGUAUGGAAAAUCAGCUUUGGAUUUGGGGUUUCUAUCGUUUUAAUGUUAUUGAGCUAGAUGUGUUAAUUGAUGCAAAUAAUUUCACUCCUCCAAUUGAUGAAGAUGUUAAAAAUCAAUAUGAACCAGAAUCUGAAGAUCAAACAAAUUAUUUGCCUGCUUAUAAUGAGGAUUUGAAAAUUCAAAACGCAUCAGAAGAUCAAGUAAUUGAAGGAUCAUUGGAGAAUGUACCUGAACAACUAGAAGCAGAGUAUUAUAGAGAUCAAGAAAUAAUCGAAGAGUAUUACAUUGAAGAAGGUGGUGUAAUAAGGAAAUUCACAAAUGAACAAUGCACUGAAAAUUUUAUUGAGGAAUUAACUACUGAUGAAUUAGGCGCUGCUCAACAAUUAUUAGAACCAAAAAUUGAGGAGACACCCCAAGUGACAGAUGAAUCUGACCAAAACAUUGAGCCCAUGUAUAAUUUUAUAUAUCAAUAAAGACUGAUUAAUUUCUGCAAACCAUAAGUGCGUAGUUAAAUAA